AGAUCACAGCAACAACAACAACAACAACAACCUCAUCAUCCAGCAUCCUCCAGUCGGAUAUCCUUCUCCACAAACGAGAAACCACACACUCCGACUACAAACAUCCUCACACGCACCUAACGAAAAAACAAGAAAAACAACAACAACCGAUCAAAACAAGAAACAAGAAACAACAAAAAUUCAAAAAAAAAAAAACUCAUGGGCACACUCACAAAGACUCUCACUCAGACCAAUCCCAUGGCAUCUCGUUCACUUCAAACUCAUGCUCAAGUUAAACUCGACCCUCCAGAGCUAUCCUUCUCCAGAGCCACCCAAGCCUCUCUCGAUCGAUGGAAACUCGACCUCAACAACCUCCUCAGAGAUGCAAACAAGAGAUUUGCAGAUAUCGCCUGGGCACUCCAACCGGGUGCUGAAGAACUCAUCUGCGCUCACAAAGCCAUCAUCUAUGCUCGUGCCAGUGGCCAAUUCCAACUCAAAUAUCUCUCUGCACCUGCUCCCUCUCCUCAUUCUCGAUUACCAGGACUACCUUCAACCUCAUCAGUCUAUCUCAACUCUUCACUACGUUCAAUAACCCCUCAGUCUGCUAUCUCACACCAUCUCCGGCCCCCCUCACCCAGCGUAGCCAGUCUCAACUCGAUCGGAGGCUCUACCAGGCAACUCGCUCUUCUCAACGGCACCGAUCCUACCCUCUUCCAAUCCAUCUUGGAAGCCCUUUACACCGCAAAUGGACUCUCCGAGGUCUUUGCGUUCCUAUUCGAUGAUCAUGCCGCCGCUGAUAGUCCCGAGGCACGCACUGACAAACUCAGAAAAGAUUUGCUAUACAUGUGGCGAUCUAAACUCUAUGCAGACUGUCAAAUCGUCUUGAUCAACCAGCAAGACCUUGACAAUCCAACUGAAAACAGCACUUAUGAGCAAGAGGCCGUCUUCAGUGCCCAUCGCUCAAUCCUCUGCAGUCGCUCCCCUUACUUCGCAUCCUUGCUACUCGAUCCGUAUGCCGAUUCAAAUAACCGUGUCUUUACCCUUGCCUCUCCACCCUUCACACCUGCUUCCUUGCAUUUCUCUCUAGGUUAUCUCUACUGCGGCACAUUGGAUUUCUCCAAUCGAAACUUCGACCUAUCAACCGCCAUGCAGAUCUGGCGGAGUGCUCAGUACCUCGGUUUAGAGUUACUACGUGAGGAGGUCGAAGCCAAGAUCUCAGACAUGUGCCAUAACUUUAAGGAUUCCUGCAAGUCAUGCAUCAGUCGGAUCGGUCGGGUUUAUGCUUUCUCACUCGCGCUCGAUGUGGCUAGUAAACGACUGGAAAAAGCUGCCGAACCCUUCGUUGUCCAACAGUUUGGUACUAUCUGGAAUAAGGCGAUCGGAGAGCUUCAUUACGAAGCACAAACUCAUCUGGUUGACAUGGUCUGUCUCAGUAUCGAUCCGAACACGGUGAUCGGUGCCAUCCAAGGCUCCAAGCGACUCAAAGAUAGACUUGCCAGCGAACGCUCAGAUUGGGCGGAUCAUCUGUUAUCAAUGCUCGAACCAGUCGAUGAACAGAUAGGCGUGGUCUUGCAACAGAAGUUCCCGGCCGUCGUGACCUCCAAAGGUUUCUUGGAUCUCCUGGUCGGCGUGGGCUUCUCGAAUGACGUACUAGAGAGGGCCUUGAUUCUCAUGGUCCAAAAGCUUACAGAUGAAAACGCAGCUGAAACCUACCAAGUCCUGGUCGGCCAGGUCUUACUAAGGGAAGAUGGUUUGCCGAUGGAUGCACGUGUGAUUGUAGAAGAUGCCAAGGCAGGUGUACUGAAGUAUAUCAAGUCGCACUGGACAACCGUACGGGCUUUGAAUGGAUUUGACCCCUUGGAGAAUUGGGCCUUGAAGGAGAUUUCAGAUGAAAUCGAGGUACCUUUAGAGGACCUUUUACUUUCAACACCCGCACCAAGACCUCGCACUAAAACUGGAUUGCAAGCCUCCGCGUCAACCCCCAAGUUGAAUGCCCGUGAGGAUGUUAAGAGUAUCAGUGCGGCCUCAUUGCGGGCAUCCGUACUAAGUCGGAACGCUUCGCGAAAUCAACCUUCGCGUGCUCGACAGACUCCGGUUUCUAACCCAAAGGAACGCCUGGCAAGAAUUGUCACGAACGUCAAUGCAAACGGCCCUCGAACUCCUCGCACAUCCGAAAAUUCAACCCUUCACUCAUCUGCCCCUGCUCCUACCCCUAUCACCUCACCCCAACUUAAAGUUCAAACCAGUCUUUCAAAACCAUUUCCCACCUCGACCUCCAAUGCUCUCUUACCAGCUGAAAAUCGAGUAUCCCCGCCAGCCACAGUUGCAGUCAAGCAGAAAAGGCCACCUGCAAAGGUGACAGCGUCUAGCUCGACCACUUCAACCAAAAGCGUUACGUCACCUCAAUCCGAUGGAGCGCAGUCUUCUAAAACUGAUGCUGAUCCGAAAUCUCCCAAGAGUGGUACUAGCAAACCGACCGAAACAACAAUGUCAAGUUCUUAUUCAGCUGUCGCACCCAGGCGGACUCGUAUUUCCCGCCCUCCUAGUCCAGCUCAGAGUGCGACCUCGGUGGUAUCGACAAGAGCAGCUAGAUCCCGCAGCGGGUCCAAUGCUCCUAAAGUCCGGCGACCCACAGACCCCAAAAAACCACCGUCCGAGGUCGUUACUAGCAAGCCACCCAGGGCUCGGACGGCGACCGCUGGUUCGGCGGCUUCUACUCGCUCAGUAGCUGCAUCUGCAUCGUCAAUGGUCCAGCGCAAGAGCGUUGCGAACCAAAAGCCACCGGUGGUGCGGAAGAUUCCGUCGAGCAUGUCGAUACGAUCCGAUACUUCCAACACCACCAUUGGAGCUCAUCGUCCGCGCGUACCCACUAGUUACCAAAAGUUAGCCGCCCCGACUACAACUACCAAGCCCGUCACUCCCGCAGUCAAGAAAACUCCUCACAGCCCCGCCACACUCGCCUUCCCCUCAAAACCGGAUCGUCUUCGGACUACCAGUGCCACCGCUCGGACUGGGGCAGCAAUAAUCGCGCCACCUACUGUGCCCAAUCCAGUAUCUAAACGGCCGAGCUCAGUUACCUCGGUGCGGACGACGGUGUCGGCUAAGGCGUCCGGCUCAGUCUCAGGACUGGUCUCUCCCACCAGAUCUUCCACGCCUGGGACUUCAACGAAGAGUUCUUUGAAACCUAAGGCGCGUAACUCCGAGGUCCCACCUCUGCCAACACCAGCUGAGCGCUCAAGAAGUAACACUCCACAAAGGGUGAACAAAAUCUCUGGGACCUUGUCGCCUCGGGUGCCUCGCACGAGGAAGCCUUCAGCCCUAACCACAAGAAGCUGCGAGCCUACCGAGGUCCUUGCCGAUCUCACCGUUUCCUCCGAAGUCAGUGAUGCGCCCUCGCAUCAAUCUAAAAGCUCUUCUGUUUCCAAUUCGACCAUCAGGCUACCGUCCAGUCAAUCCCCUCCGGUUGACAUCCCAGCUGUGUCACCAUCUAGCACGAUCAUCGUGACCCCAUCGUCAUCGGCAACGAUUAGUCAGAUGAUGGGCCGGGCGGAUCGGCCGAUGAUGGCGGGUAUAGCGGGAGGGUCAAAUGGUGGUAGUGGACAGACGCCGUCGAAACCGCCGGGGACGGUACUUCUGAUUGGAAUUCCAUGUGUGGUAGCGACGACGACGACAGCGGCGGAUGGGCUGGCACAACCGGUGAAGUUUCGGGCGGUGGUGAAGUACUUGGGGGAGACGUUCUUUGGGCCGGGACAGUGGGUGGGGGUGGAGGUGGCGGAGAAGGAGGAGAUGGUCCACAAGGAUUGGAACGACGGGACGGUGGAUGGGGUGCGGUACUUCGAACUCGGCCAGGAAUCCAAGGAGUCCAAGCUGCGUCUCUUCCGCAACCUCUCGGCUACUCCCUCCGGAUCUGCUCCUCCUAACGACCGCUCCCAUUCCUCAACCUCCUCGUAUCUUAACUCCAACGGCCUUAAUGAGGACGUCGGAAGCGUUAACUCCCUUCGUCCCUCUUUCGUUAGCAAAUCUUCCUCUAAUCGCUCCCAUUUCUCCGCCUCUUAUGAGGACGAAAGACCCACUAGAGGCUUGUUUGUAAGACCUCAAGAAGUCAUCUUUGUCUUUUAAAAAAUUUAUUUGGUUCUUUCUUUUUGUUAUGUCUUUCUUUCGUGCACAUGUGUACUACUUUAUUGCUUUUAUCAGUCACAUACUUAUAUACUCGUUACUUACUAAUUUUUAAUUCCCUUAAUUUAUAUUCUCAUUAUUAUCAUUUGUUGGACACACACUCAUACCCCCCUUGCUUAUGUUUUUUUUUUUUU
Molecule: messenger RNA, 4289 nt
Organism: Puccinia graminis f. sp. tritici CRL 75-36-700-3
Lineage: Eukaryota; Fungi; Basidiomycota; Pucciniomycetes; Pucciniales; Pucciniaceae
Exons: 4
Coding region: 199-4098 (1299 amino acids)
Molecular function (GO): protein binding
Source: RefSeq, a predicted model, not a curated record